AUGUUGCAGGGGUUGUGGCGGAAACGCGUAGCGUGGGACGAACCACUACCUCCCGAAGAGGCGGAGAUGUUUCGCGAAUGGAUAAUGGACGUGCAGUACAUUAAAUUGUUGAGAUUACCGCGAUGCUACGAGCCCAGCGACCGAAUUGUCAACCGCGAAUUACACGUAUUCUGUGACGCCAGUGAACAAGCGUACGCUGCGGUGGCGUACUGGCGGUUCGUAAAGAGCGAUGGGAGCGUGACAGUUUCACUAGUCGCGGGAAAAGCUAAGGUCGCCCCAAUCAAAGCGCAAACGAUACCGCGCCUAGAGUUACAAGCGUGUUUGAUAGGCGCGCGCUUAGCCGAUUCGAUAAGGAAAGAGCACAGAGAAUCAUCGAAAGCGACGUUUUGGAGCGAUUCGAAGACCGCGUUGCAUUGGAUACGUAAUGAAGCUUCACGGUAUACGCCCUACGUAGCUCAUAGGCUCACCGAAAUCACCGAACUCACGAAUGCAAAUCAGUGGCGAUGGGCACCAACGGACAAAAACGUUGCGGACGCCGCUACGCGCGCCGGGAACACCGCCCUCAAAAGCGAGAGUAGAGUUGUAAUUAGGCAAGCCCAAAAAGAAUGUUUCGCUGAGGAAGUUAGGGCGCUCGCGAACGGCAAAGGUAUUCCACGGCACAGUCGCGCGUACAAGUUGGAUUUAGAGUUAGAUGCGAAUGGGUUACUGCGAUUAAGUGGACGCAUAGAAGCAGCCGUCGUACCAAAGGAAAGGAAGCGGCCGUUGCUGCUCGACG
Messenger RNA from Zerene cesonia (dogface butterfly), 775 nucleotides. RefSeq lists its product as uncharacterized. The transcript has 2 exons. Lineage: Eukaryota; Metazoa; Arthropoda; Insecta; Lepidoptera; Pieridae. The annotation marks the transcript as partial. The record is from RefSeq and is a predicted model, not a curated record. Gene Ontology annotation, molecular function: nucleic acid binding.